This is a messenger RNA of Fomitiporia mediterranea MF3/22, 525 nucleotides long. RefSeq lists its product as uncharacterized. NCBI's taxonomy places the organism in Eukaryota, Fungi, Basidiomycota, Agaricomycetes, Hymenochaetales, Hymenochaetaceae. The record is from RefSeq and is a predicted model, not a curated record. The transcript has 4 exons. Gene Ontology annotation, biological process: regulation of DNA-templated transcription. Gene Ontology annotation, molecular function: zinc ion binding; DNA-binding transcription factor activity, RNA polymerase II-specific. The coding region runs from base 1 to 525 and encodes 174 amino acids.
AUGAUCUUCAGGUUGAAGCUGAAGUGUGAUCGAGUAUUCCCCUGUCAGUCCUGCGUGAAGCGCGGCUGUGAAGGCAUAUGUCCCGAAGGAUCCUUGGUGUCUGGAAGAGGGAGUCGGUAUAUACUGGCGAAUACGGAACAGCUCCAUGAGAAAAUAAUUCAACUGACGGAUCGCAUCCGGGAGCUCGAAGACGCGCUAAGGGUGACGUGCGAAGAACACGCACGUUGUCUAAAUCCGAAGUUACCACCUCUUGACCCUCCUCACCCUCUCCUAAGGGAGGAUUUGCUCCUAAUAAAAAAUCAACUUGAGCUCUACGGCCUCGACAGAUCCCAGCUUGGUUCAAGGUCUUCGGAUUCCCAGUACUUUAGUGACGGCAGUGACUUGGACCCAAGGUUAGGAGGCGAUCAGCAUCAACCAUAUUCGCCGCUUGAGAUGCCAUAUCCGAACUCUGCUCAGCAGCUGAUGGAACCAGCACACGCGCGACAUGUCAGAGGCCAUGUAAGUUUCCUAAUCGCUCUUUCGUAG